AUGGUAGAGACUAGCAUGCCUUUUAGUCUACUUCUCUACAAACAAGCAAAUAUUGUGGUGGAUAAUGGGUUUAGGAACUGUUCAUUUCCAAAUGACAACCCAAGAGACUGGCCCAGAACAAGAGUGAGACAAAGGGUAUGUGAUGCGGAAGAAGAGCCACCCAAGAUUCCUACCGAGGAUGAGUUGCCAUUAGACCCGUACAAUGUUGCUUUGCGCCCAUAUCAAGAAAAAAUGGGUAGAGGGGUUAAUUUCACCAAUAUGCACCUCGACAUUUUGAUGCAACAUAUGAACAUCCAACGCCUAAUUGUGUAUCCGAUGUCAUACCCUACAUUAGAACAUGGGACAAGAUUCGAGUGGAGCAACAUUGAGAAGCUAGCGAAAGUGGACGAGGACAUGAUAACGAUGAGUGAAAUUAUCCUUUUUUAUUUGUUGAGUGGAUUUAAGACAAUUCUAUUUAUUUUUGUUUGA
Lactuca saligna is the source of this 468-nucleotide messenger RNA. The record is from the annotation of a GenBank genome assembly. Lineage: Eukaryota; Viridiplantae; Streptophyta; Magnoliopsida; Asterales; Asteraceae.